GUGCCAAUCCGCCAUUCCCCUCGCACCGCCAGGUUGUUCCCCUUAUAUAUAUAACUGCAAACCCCACUCUCCACCACCACUGCUCUUUCUUCAACACCACACUGAGACCCGCUAUUGAUCACAAUGCACAAGUGCUCCUCCGCCUCCUCCCUCGGGCCCGGCGGCCUUGACCUCUCCAAAGCCUUCUUCGCCCCCAUCUCCGGCGGGGAGCCGCCUUCAGACACCAAACGCCCAACCAAGAUCACAGUCGUCGGCGUCGGCAACGUGGGCAUGGCCAUCGCCCAGACCAUCCUCACCCAAGACCUCGCCGACGAGCUCGCCCUCAUCGACGCCAAAGAAGACAAGCUCCGCGGGGAGAUGCUCGACCUCCAGCACGCCGCCGCCUUCCUCCCCCGGACGAAGAUCCACGCCUCCCUUGACUACGCCAUUAGCGCCAACUCCGAUCUCUGCAUCGUCACCGCCGGCGCGCGGCAGAACCCCGGCGAGAGCAGGCUCAAUCUCUUGCAGAGAAACGUGGCUCUGUUCAAGCACAUCGUGCCGCCGUUGGCAAAGUACUCGCCGGAUUGCAUAAUCAUGGUGGUUUCCAACCCCGUUGAUGUGUUGACUUAUGUGGCGUGGAGGCUCUCCGGGUUUCCGGCUAACAGGGUAAUCGGGUCGGGCACGAACUUGGAUUCGUCAAGAUUCCGGUUCUUGAUUGCUGAUCACCUGGAUGUCAAUGCACAGGACGUGCAGGCAUACAUUGUUGGGGAGCAUGGGGAUAGUUCAGUGGCGCUAUGGUCAAGCAUAAGCGUGGGAGGAGUACCCGUUCUCAGCUUCUUGAAGAGACAACAAAUUGCCUACGAGAAGGAAACCCUAGAAAACAUACACAAAGAAGUGGUGCACAGUGCAUACGAAGUCAUACAGUUGAAAGGCUACACGUCUUGGGCUAUUGGUUACUCUGUUGCUAGCUUGGCCUGGACGUUGCUGAGGGACCAGAGAAAGAUUCAUCCCGUCUCCAUUCUUGCAAAGGGCUUCUAUGAUAUCGAUGGUGGUGAGGUCUUCCUUAGCUUGCCGGCUCAACUUGGCAGAAAUGGAGUCUUGGGAGUGGCCAAUGUGCAUCUCACUGACGAGGAAGCCCAGCAGCUCAGGAACUCGGCUAAGACCAUUCUUGAGGUGCAAAGCCAGUUGGAAAUUUGAUGGAGGAAUGAUACAUCUUUCUGGUACUUGUUAAGUUUGAAUAUGUUAUAUUCAAAUGUUGGGACUUUAAUGUUUAAUAAUUUAGUAGUGUAAAUGGGUUUUGAGAGUACUAGUGAAGUAUGAUGAAAAUGUGUCGUAUGAGGUUUAUAUGAUUCAAAAGUUUGUGUUGAGGCCA
Messenger RNA from Sesamum indicum (sesame), 1351 nucleotides. Its product is annotated as Lactate/malate dehydrogenase family protein. The record is from RefSeq and is a predicted model, not a curated record. Gene Ontology annotation, molecular function: L-lactate dehydrogenase (NAD+) activity. Gene Ontology annotation, biological process: lactate metabolic process; pyruvate metabolic process. Lineage: Eukaryota; Viridiplantae; Streptophyta; Magnoliopsida; Lamiales; Pedaliaceae. Gene Ontology annotation, cellular component: cytoplasm.